Molecule: messenger RNA, 891 nt
Organism: Nicotiana attenuata
Lineage: Eukaryota; Viridiplantae; Streptophyta; Magnoliopsida; Solanales; Solanaceae
Exons: 4
Coding region: 1-891 (296 amino acids)
Biological process (GO): chromatin remodeling
Cellular component (GO): nucleus
Source: RefSeq, a predicted model, not a curated record
AUGCGGUUGGUUUGCCGUAGAUACGAUGAGUGGCAUGUUGAGGUAUACUCGCAGAUACGAGGCUCAGGAGCUGGUUCGCAAUUGAGAGUAGUUGUUCGCAUUUGCGGACAUCGUAAUUGCAAACAAGAGUUCUCAAUUGCGAUAUCUACAGCUCGUGGCUUCGGCUUUGGUGAUAGGAACGGCGGUGGUACCUUACUGUUGGGUUUCGCUAGAGCUUUUGAGUUAGUGAUGGAGAACUCUAUGUUUUCGAAGUGGGAGGAAUAUUAUGCUAGCUUCUGGAGUAUGGUGGCUAAGACUCAAGUUGACUAUCUCCUCCUCAGGAGGUGUGAUAGAGGGUUGUGCGAGGAUUGCAAGGUGAUCCCGAGUGAGAACCUCGCAACUCAACAUAGGCUCCUUGUGAUGGAUGUCGGUAUCUCGAUGAAGAGGAAGAAGAGGUUUGUACGGGGUCAGUCGAGGAUCAGGUGGGGAGCUUUGUCUAAGGAUAAUGCGCAGGAGUUGGAGGGGCGGCUGACGAAUAUGGGUCCCUGGAAGAAUGGUGGGGACGCUAGCGCUAUGUUGAAGGUGACGACGGACUGUAUAAGGGAGGCAGCAAGAGAGGUGUUGGGGGUUUCAAAAGGUAAAGUGGAAGCCAAGAAAGUGGCUUACAUUAAGUUAGUAGAGAGCACCGACGAGGAUCAGAGGAGAGCGAAAAGAGAAAGAUAUAAGGAGGCCAUGAAGGAGGCGAAAUUAGCGAUCAUAGAGGCUAAGACUGCUGCUUUUGGUCGGCUUUAUGAGGAACUUGGGGGCAAAGGUUGGGACAAGAAGCUAUUUUGGUUGGCCAAAGCGAGAGAGAAGAAGGCUCACGACCUGGAUCAAGUGAGGUGCAUCAAAGACGAGGACGGUCGAGUAUGA